Volvox carteri f. nagariensis is the source of this 4020-nucleotide messenger RNA. RefSeq lists its product as uncharacterized. NCBI's taxonomy places the organism in Eukaryota, Viridiplantae, Chlorophyta, Chlorophyceae, Chlamydomonadales, Volvocaceae. The record is from RefSeq and is a predicted model, not a curated record. The transcript has 4 exons. Gene Ontology annotation, molecular function: glycosyltransferase activity. Bases 1 to 4020 code for a protein of 1339 amino acids.
AUGUAUAUCGGCAGUGUGGCAGGCUGGGUGCGCCUGGAUUACAGCCUGGACGACGUACUCGACGUAACCGCGUUCUCAAUUGGUUCAGCCAGUCUCAAGUUCGCGGCCCCAGCGGUGCCAUAUCUUGCCGUGGAGGAGGCGUGGCCUGAUUUGCGACGGCAUUUCGACUACCAACCCAACCGGCGCUGCCGCUGCGCGGACCGUACCUUGAAAAUCAGCCACACGCCCUCUUUCCAAAGCGCAUUGCGACAAUGCGUACAACUGCCCGGCUGCACAGUCGUCGUACGGAACUCACAGUCCCAGAUGACCUUCUUUUGCCUUGCGGCCUACACCAUUUCCGAAUCGGACGCGGCUUGGUUUUCUGCAUCCCUCCGCGACCCUCCUCCCAUACAUCGAUACGCCGGAGCGGUUACUGCGGACAGCUGGAACUACUUCGUGCUCACUUACAGCUCCGGCAAGGCGAACCUGUACGUGAAUGGCGCCUUGCGGCAAACAGCCGAGGUCAGCCCGCUCGCGGAUUUCUCCCCGCUGCACCUGGGCAGAUCUCCGCGGUGGUUUGAAGGCCGCUUCCCGGGCCAAGUCGGGAACGUCCGCGUGUGGCCCCGCCAACUGGAGCCCCACGAAGUGGUGAUGAGCAUGUCACCCGAACUGCCCAUCACCGGCCAUGUGCUGAAUGUCAACGCGACGCCGCGGUGGGCGUGGCCGGCCGCUGGAAAAUCUGCAUGGACCAAACCCGCCGUGCCCGGCCAGCUGUCCCAAUGCGAUGCAGCGGUUGUAUUGCCUAUGGUGGACCGCACCAACCUCGCACAGGUGCAGAUCCUAGCCAGCCAUUUGCAGCGCUACACUGGCGGCUCCUGCCAUGCCAAGGUGUUCCUGGUUGACUGUUCGGGUCAGGACCUCGCCCCGGACUCAACUAGCCUCACAGAGCCUGUGGCUGGUACCCUGGCGACUCUGCACCCCGCCGGAGAGCUGCAUUGGGACGCAUGCGUGCGGUUUGGCCUGCAGCAGGUUCUCGAACGGGACCCGGAGACCCCUUAUGUCGCCGUAGUGGUGGAGUCCUUGCGGCCCUUGUACGGCUGGCUGUCGGGGCUGGUCAACGGGCUCCAUCAGCACACCGAUGCGGCUGCGGUUUUCGCCAAGGUCUUGUUUGCAAACGGCACGAUAAAAAGCUCUGGGUCUCGGUUCGAGAAGGUGUUUGAUGACUACUUGGGCCGUCAGGUAGUCCAGCCUGUGGCGAUGUACGCAGGAUACCCUUGGAGUUACCGCCCAGCCAUGAAGCCCGCGGAGAUACGCGCUGCGGACUGCUCAGCUUGGGUGAUGCGCGCUUCCGCCGCCAGAAGCCUCCUGGAAAAUGGCGGCUUUUCCGUAGAGUUGGGGAGCUCUUUAGCCUGUUCGGACAUGGCUCUUCGGCUUUACCGCUACGGUCGGCAUGCUGUGCUGGUGUCUCCCGCCAGUAUCUUCAUCGAAACGGCCACUGAGUCGCGUCAAGACCCGGCGGCGCUGCAGGCGUUCGACGAGCUCUGGGGGCGUGACCUUGCCGCGCAGUAUGCCUCGGACUUGGCGAGUAAUGCAACGGUGAGCUGGGUCAUGCAAUGUGGUGGCUCUGACGGCGCCAAGGCCUACAACCUCGUGCAGCACCUGGAGGGACGGCUGCAGCUCAGGGCGCAGAUACAGCGUGGUUGGCCCUUUUGCGAGCAUCCAGACGUCCUCCAGGCAGCUCCGCUGUCAUUCUCCAGGAGGGUGCACCGGCUCCGGGGCCUAUCCGCCUACCUGCCAUCCGACAUCAUAAUCCAUCAAAAGGACUAUCGCCAGCUGGCUGCGUGGCCAUGGCCUCCAAACAACUCAUCGUCCUACCUGAUUGGACGCUACUCAUGGGAUCUGGACCGCGUUAACCGCCAGUGGGCGAACCAGAUGAAGAACGAGCUGGACGAGGUUUGGGUGCCGUCUAACUGGCAUGCCGCAAUCCUGGAGAGCCAAGGGGUCAGGGCGGAUAAGAUCUUCGUCAUUCCGGAUAGUGUGGAUUCGUGGAUGUACGACCCGGAUAUCUGGGAGCCGGUGACGCUACCGAGGCAGCGCCGGGUGGCUUUCUUGGCAUCGUUCCGGUUGGAUGAUUACACGGGCUGGCAGGCGGUGCUUUCGGCCUACCUGAAGGCGUUCCGUAACCGCACAGCGGACGUAUCGCUCUAUGUCCACACGGCCAUGCUACCCGAGAUGACCUACCGAAAGGACUACAUCUACGACGCGAUGAACACCUUCCUGCUCAGCAGCGGCGACCCUUAUCUGCAGUCCAUCAGCCUGGACGCCGAUCCUCGGGACGACAGUGCACCGCACGUGCACGUGCUCGGCAGGCAGCUCCUGCAGGACGAGCUUCUAAGGAUCUGCUCGUCCGUCGACGUUCUGGUCGUACCGCUCCGAAGUGAAGGCUGGGAUGUGCCGUACUUGGAGGCAAUGAGUCUCGGCAAACCUAUCAUAUCGGCCACAUGGGGCGGCCUGGCGGAAUACAUCCAGCCGGAUUUCGCAUUCCAGGUCAAUCACACGAUGGUUCCCGUUCACACAUCAGACAAAGGGCUGCGAGGGUCAAACUGGGCGAAGCCAAACGUAGACGAUUUGACGGCGGCUUUCCUGGCGGCUUACCGCAGCCGUAGCCUGCGCGCGAUCGGAAACAAGGCCAGGCUUAGGGUAGUCGAACGGUACGACAACAAGAUCGUGAGUAACAUGGUUCUGGAGCGCCUCAGAGAAAUUGGUGAAUCUGAGCUAAAAUUGGCGAGCCCUCGCGCACCAAAAUCCCUGGACAUGGCCAAGGACCCCAUCCCAGUGGAUGUGCACAUGUGCGGUGCGUUCCCCAAAGCCAGCCCUCGCGCCAAACAGAGCAAGCCGGCGCUGAAGGUCGCUGUGGUGUCGACGGCGCUUCCCCGUCGCUGUGGGAUCGCAACUUUCAACGCGGCUCUUUUGGAGCACUUGCAGCCUCUGCUGCCGAAAGAAAGCUCUGUGGAGAUUCUGCCUCUGGUCUGGGAUGCCGAGAUACCAGCAACCCGUGGCCCUGAGCAAAGCACGCGCUUCAUUCGGCAGGAAAACUACGGCGACUACAUCUCGGCUGCGCAUUACGUUAACAGCGAGGGAUUUCACGCGGUGAUCUUGCAGCAUGAGUUCGGGAUAUGGGGUGGUACGGUUGGCAGCUUGGUUGUCUGCUUUGCGAAAAUGCUGGAGGUGCCGGUCAUCAGCGUGAUUCACACACUCAGCGACAACCUGGGGAACCCGCAACAGUACAUACUGCAGCACCUGUCGGCAGCGUCCACCAACGUUGUUGUGAUGUCCGAGUCCAGCCGCAAUAAGCUGGGGGCUCUUCAUGGUAUCCCUGGCGCCAACGUCGUCGUACUACCCCACGGAGCCCCCUUGAUGACAGCUGUGGACCCGCUCGCAGCGAAGUCCGUCCUGAACCUGACGGGGAAGACCGUCUUGCUGACCAACGGCUUGCUCAGCCCGGGGAAGGGAAUCCAUUUGGUGCUUCAUGCCUUGCCCGAAAUCGUCAAGGAUUUCCCAAACGUGGUGUACUUGAUCGUCGGCGAGCCACACCCCGACUGCGGUCAGCCGUGCACGGAUUACUAUGCAAGGUUGGUCAAAGAUGCGUCAGACCCCCGCAUCCUAGACAAUGUCAGGUUUGUCAGCAAGUUCCUGGAGAACGAGUUGCUGUUGCGAUACGUUCAGGCGGCUGACAUAUUUGUCCUGCCGUACACGGAGCGUAUAACGACCAAUUCAGGUACUCUUACGAUGGCCAUGGCCGCCGGGAAAGCCGUCGUGUCGACGGCGUUCGACCACGCCGCGUCGGCGCUGGUGGGACGGGGUAUACUGGUGGAGUUCGAGAGCUCGCCCGCGCUGCGCGAGGGAAUCUUGAAACUCCUUCGCGACGAGAAGCUCCGAGUGAAGUUCCAGAGUGCAGCUAAGGAUUACUCCUACGGGCGAGACUGGAGAUCCGUAGCUCGGGGCUACGUGUCGCUUUUGCAAAAUGUGACAGCGGCUUGA